Molecule: messenger RNA, 5595 nt
Organism: Cydia fagiglandana
Lineage: Eukaryota; Metazoa; Arthropoda; Insecta; Lepidoptera; Tortricidae
Exons: 1
Coding region: 1-5595 (1864 amino acids)
Biological process (GO): DNA integration
Molecular function (GO): nucleic acid binding; zinc ion binding
Source: RefSeq, a predicted model, not a curated record
AUGGAAGAGAGAGUGAAGAUUAGACAUCGAAAAUUGAAGGAGUUGUCGGCAGAUGCUGAAACAAUACUGUCAGGGAGAGAGAUACAGUUAACGGACCUUAUGCAAAUUCGCAUACAAAUCAAGCGGGCAAUUGAUGCUUUGGAAAGGGAGACUCUAAAUUUCAUUAGUAGUACUGGCAGCACUUCAGACGAGUAUUUGGAGGACCAAAUAAUAGCUGAAGAUAUCCUAUCCCGUCUAGACACUUACAUGGAGUUAAAUACCAAUAAUGACCAGGAACAGAAAGGAACAAAUAGUCAAGUAGCAAGGUUACCGAAAUUGGAACUCCAAAAAUUCAAUGGAGAUUAUCUUAGAUUUACUGAGUUUUGGGACCAUUUUGAGGCCAAUGUCGGGACACGAAACCUAAAGAAUGUAGAUAAGCUGUCAUAUUUAAUUACCUCUCUACAAGGAGCUGCGCUGGAAACAAUUGAAGGGAUUUCCAUAACAAAUGAAAAUUAUGAAGUUGCGGUCAGUAUGUUGAAGGAAAGGUACGGGACAAAGGAGAAAGUUAUUGAUGCUCAUUAUAAAGCCCUAAUGAAUAUAAACAAAUGUAACAAUGAUGCUACUAGCUGUAGACAAACAAUAAAUGCCCUCGAGAGACACUUACGCGUGCUACACAACCUCGGAGAGGAUAUCAACAGUAGUCAUCUUCGUGUUCUAUUGACUGACAAAUUCCCGGAGAAGGUAAUGUACCAAGUUCACUUAUUAUCUCCUCAAGAUCAAAGUAUUGAAAAAUUGCGGAUGGGACUCGAACAAGUGAUAACGGCGAUGGAGCGUUCCGGUCAAGAUAGCCAAAUUGCAAGUGGUGUUACAUCAAGCUCAUCACCAGCGCUUCCAUCAACAGCUUCAUUGUUAGGAGUAGCAAAGACGGGAUCUAAAAGGAAGUACAUUUCAUAUCAAAAGAAGAAAGGUGGUAAUGAGCCAUCUAAAAAAAUGCGAAAAAGUUGCAUCUUUUGUGAAGGAACCCAUUACAGUAACGAAUGCCGUAAGGUAGAAAAUAUAAAGGGUAGGAAAGAUAAACUGAAGAAUAUGAGUAGAUGCUUCAAAUGUUUCAAACGGGGACACACGGCGUCGAUGUGUAGAAUAAAAAAGAAGUGUUACUUCUGCAAGGAUGAUCAUAAUAGUGCCUUAUGCCCGAAGCAAUUUAAGAAGACUAAGCCUGAAAUCAAAAAUACUGAAAAGGGUGAGCCAACACAUAUUAAUAGUGCUGUCAUAGCAGAGACUGAUACUUUGAAUUCUACUACUAAAGAAACAUCAUCAUUUUUACAGAUGGCAGUGGCGACAAUCCACAACAAGAAUAAACAACUACCUUGCAGACUGAUUUUGGAUGGUGGAUCACAACGUAGCUACAUUACUUCAGCAAUAGCAAAUACUUUAAACAUUAUUCCAGAUGGAGAAGAUUUUCUCACAAUGUAUACUUUCUCAUCAACUUCACCGAAAACUAUAUAUAGCCCAUCAGCUGAAAUUAAAAUUAAAACAAAAAGAGACGUCAUUAAGGAUUUAAGAAUCAAUAUAGUACCUCAUAUAACAAGAAGGAUUCCUAUUGUGAAGAUUGAUAUAGAGAAGCCCAUAGAUUUUCUAGCAGAUGAUGACACCAGGGGCGAGAAUGUUGAUUUACUUAUAGGUAAUGAUUAUUAUUUUUCGCUUAUACGAAACGAGCGCAUUGAAAAGGACAACAUGAUUUUUAUAAACACAGAUUUUGGUUGGAUUGUAUCCGGGAAUAGUGAACAAGACAGAGAACAUAAUACCUUAUCAGUCAUUACAUACUACUGUCAGUGCCAUGAUACGGAUUGUACAUACUUUAAUGAACCUGAUCUACCGCUAAGAAGUAUUGACAUGAAAUUCCUGUGGAGUUUAGAAAGCAUUGGUAUAACAGAUUCUCCAAAAACAACCAGAGAAGAAGAAGCUGUUAAAUAUUUCAAUGAAACGGUACGUUAUAACAAUGGCAGAUAUGAGGUUAAGUGGCCGUGGAUCCAAUACCCGCCUGAUUUACCAACAAAUUAUGGUUUAGCCUAUGGCAGGUUAAAAGGCUUGCUACGGAGAUCUGAUGAGAGUACGCUCAACGAGUACAACCGCAUUAUACAGGAACAAUUGGAUAAAAAAAUAAUCGAAGAAAUAGAACUUAAAACAGUACCUAUCUAUCAAGUAAGUCCUCCUGUUCACUACUUGCCACAUCACAUAGUAAAACAAGAAGGAAAGAGCGGGCGGAUCGUCUAUGAUGGGUCAGCAAAGAUAAAAGACGGCAAUAGUUUAAAUGAAUGUAUGUACCGGGGUCCUUCAUUACUAGAAGAUCUCACUGCACUAUUGAUUAAAUUUAGAACCGGCAAAGUAGGAAUUACUGCAGAUGUUGAGAAGGCGUUCUUACAAAUUGGUCUUCAAAAUGAAGACAGAGACGUGACAAGAUUUCUCUGGGUUAAGGACCCUAGUAAAGAACUAACAGAUGAUAAUUUACGACAUUUCCGAUUUUGUAGAAUCCCGUUUGGCAUCAUUUCUAGUCCAUUCUUACUAACAGCAUCAAUUCGAUACCAUAUAACCAAAACAAAUGAAGCUCUUCUCACAAAAAUAGCUGACAAGUGCUACGUGGAUAAUUUAGUGACAUCUGUUGAAUCGUUAGAUGAAGCUUUAUGCUUGUAUAAUGAAACCAGGACAGUAUUUAACGAGCUCUCAAUGAAUAUAAGAGACUGGGUAUCAAAUGACAGUAAAAUUAUGGAGAAGAUCCCUAAGAACCAGUUGGGAAAUCAAACAGGAAAAUUGAAAAUUCUUGGUCUCAUUUGGAACCUACAAGAUGACACUUUACAACUUAAAGUGGAAGAUAAGGCGCUUGAGGCUCAAGCCAAAGAUGAACUGAACAAAAAGGAUAUCCUUAGAGCUCUUGCCCGUGUCUAUGAUCCAUGUGGUUUUGCGUCGCCUCUUAUUCUACCAGCUAAAUUACUGUUUCAAGAUUUGUGCAUCCAGAAAUUUAAAUGGGACACACCUUUACCAAUGAAUAUUGUUCAAAAAUGGAAAUCCAUUGUGGAGAAAUUAAAGACAGCAAAAGAUAUAAAGAUACCUAGAUAUGUGGCCGAAGACAUGCCGGAAGGCGCAAUGCAAUAUGAACUUCAUGUCUUUACCGAUGCUUCUAAGUUCGCUUACUCAGCUGUUGCGUAUUUACGCACCCAAUGUGGAGAGACUAUUAAGACUGCGUUCCUAAUGUCAAAAUCACGCGUGACGCCUGUAGAAGACAAAGAAAACUUGAAGAUUCCCCGUCUAGAACUAUUGGGCUAUUUGAUAGGAAGUAGGUUACUUAAGUACUUAAAGAGUAGCCUAAAUCUGACAAUUCAUAAGCAGUACUUAUGGACGGACAGCCAGGUCGUGCUGUACUGGCUUAGAACUAACCACUUACUGCCACCCUUCGUAAAGAGACGCGUAGAUGAAAUAAAUCAACUAAAGGAUGUUGAGUUCUGCUACAUAAACACUAACGAAAAUCCAGCUGAUUUAGGGACACGUCCGGAACUAUGGGAAGAAAAGCAAGCCUUAUGGUUUACAGGCCCACAUUUCCUCGUUAAAGACUCAAAGUUCUGGCCAAGUAACAGGUACUUAGAACAAAAUACUUUUCUUUCGGCCGGGGAGGUCCUGGACAUAAUAGAUGGUCCAGAAAUGGUACAGAAAGGGUAUGAAGUAGACCCACCUGCUUACCUUACGGGAGAAAUUCAGGAAGUAGAUGGCAGAAGUGAAACAGAAAUUACUAGUAACAAAGAGCCUGAAAUUGGUAUUGUAGAUCCACCAGACAACCUCACAGAAGUGGAUCAGGGGGUAAUUACUAAUGAUACUGAGACUGUCACCGGUAUUACAGAAAUCUUGGAAGUACAAAAGAAACAUUUCCCUGACGAGAUAAACGGAAAGAAGACAGCGUUAAUGAGAAGCCUUGAUCUGUUCCUAGAUGUGGAUGGAAUCUUGCGGUGUGGUGGACGCAUGAAACAUACGAACUGGUCUUAUGACAAGAAGCACCCAAUACUUAUUCCCAAAAACUCCGAGUUUACCAACAGAGUUAUACAAGAAGUACAUGAAAAAAACUACCAUGUAGGUCCACCUCAUACUUUGAAUAUUAUUCGAGAGCAAUAUUGGAUCCCGCAAGGAAAAGCUCAAGUAAUGAAGGUCAUUAAAAAGUGUAAGAAAUGUUUGAAGCAAGGUGGAGGACCCUACAAAUUGCCUCAAACUGCAGCAUUACCUCCCGAGCGAGUCAAUUAUAGUCCUCCCUUUACGUUUACUGGGGUUGAUUACUUCGGGCCAAUGUAUGUUAUCACCAUGAAUGGAAACCGGGAAAAAAGAUGGGUCUGUUUGUUCACCUGUCUGGCAGUUCGUGCGAUACAUUUAGAACUAGUGAAAGACUUGACAGCAGAGGAGUGUCUCCUUGCAGUAAGAAGAUUGGUGGCAGCUAGAGGUACACCAAAUACAAUUAUAUCAGACAACGCUUUGCAAUUUAAGCUGACUUCCGAAAUACUAAUUAACUGCUACUGCACCGAAAAUAAAAUAAAAUGGAAGUUCAUUCCGCAGUUAGCCCCGUGGCAUGGCGGAUUUUAUGAGCGGCUGGUUGGAAUUGUAAAGCACUGUCUUAAAAGGACUUUGGAUAAACAUUUAUUGAAUGACAGUCAGUUAGUCACCGUUAUCAAAGAAGUCGAAUCAGUGGUCAACACAAGACCUUUGACAAAUGUAGGUGCUGAUUUGGAGUAUGUCCUGAAACCUGCAGAUUUUUUGACUCUAGGGAAAUGUUUGGAAUUGACUCCCUCAAGUAAUGUUAUAGACGUUGAUGGGACUGCUACAAAAAUGGAUCUUAUCCAAGGAUGGAAACGAGGCCAGUCAAUCUUAGCAGAAUUUAAGAAAAUGUUUCAAGAACGAUAUCUGACUAGUCUUCGUGAGAAACAUCGGGGAUCAGUAAAACAACCUCGAGUAACGUCAGACCGGACACCUCAACUUGGAGACAUAGUACAGAUAAAAGAGGAAUUGAAGAGUAGGAAUACCUGGAAAGUGGGGCGGAUAACUUCGUUAAUAAAAAGUCAGGAUGGACAGUGCCGUGUAGCAAAAGUGAAAGUGGGUAAUACAGAAUAUACCAGGUCAGUCGGUCAUCUUUACCCACUAGAAGUUGACAACUGCACUGAAAACGCCCAAUCUUUGGACAUCUUAAAUCCGGUUAAUCCUAUUCCAUUGGAUCUACCUACAAAUAAUGACCAAGUUGAGAUCAACAGUUUGCCAACACCAAUACCAAUCAACAUUAACCCACAAGUUCCACAACAAAGCUCCGAGUACCCAAAACAACAUCCGGGACAGGAAGCUGAUCCGGACCACAAAGAAGUGACUGAUCCGGCAGCGGAAGCCAAUUCAACUAAUGAAGAAUUAACUUAUCAAGUGGACGAAUGUAUGUCAGAGCCCGAUGACGUAGUUGUGACGGAACCAACCGCAGAAGACACAUCCAACAUGGGGGACAAUGCUGUCCAAAGAUCAACGCCACUUAGACAAGCAGCCAUCCGAGCGAAGGAAAAAAUCGCCGAAUGGACCCGCAACCUGAUAAUCCUGUUGCAGUAG